AUAUUAUCUAUAUUAACUAUAUUUUAUCUGUACACCUUGCCGUCCGUGUACGUUAAUAAAUAGUAAUAACAAUAUCGUCUAUCGAGUACUUACUUUGUUUCCGCACUCUCUUGUCGCCUCUGCAAAGUUCAAAUCGUUUACGGUUGUUACACAGCAGUAAUUCGUCAGUCGAUCGUAGUCCGAUUUUCCCUCUAUCCGGGCCUGGAGAGUAACGUUUAGUCGUCGUCUGCACUCCGGACUCCGCAAUCGCCACCCAGAAACUUGGUCGCCACUAGAUCCAUCUGCAACAACUACAAUGUUGAUGAUUGCUCAUACAAACGCAGUAAGUGCGCCAUGUAAUCGUUUGGUACCGUGAAUGCAUUCCGAACAAUUUCAACGAUCGGCUUAUAUACGUCCGUAGGUCACAUACAUCUGCAACUGUCAUCUAGGUGUCCCGACUUGGUGACUGUUUGGUUUUUUGAUGGCCCUACUCUUCAUAUAGAGUACAUCAAUUCUUAUAUUAUCUGUAACAUUGGCCAGUAUGAGAAAUUUGAUGAGUUUCAUUCAACUGAUUGUGUUGUUUCUGCCGUUUGCGUUAUCUGCGAGUCCAAAUUGGAUGUAUUUAGGUAUAAUAGGAAUACCACCACCUCUUCAACAGCAACAAGCAUCACCAGGUUCAGAAAUCGAGGAUCCAGAAAUAGUUCAAGCCAGGGCUGUUUGUGGUGCCUUGCCAGGGUUAGCAUCAAAACAGGUGGAUGUGUGCAUGAAGCAUCCAAAUGCUAUAUACUCGGUAUCUGAUGGAGCUAAAAAAGCCAUUGAACAGUGUCAACUUCAAUUUCGUCAUGAACGAUGGAAUUGUUCAGUUAUGGAAAAUGAACAAAGUGUAUUCGGUCCCACACUGGACAAAGGUAGUAAAGAGACUGCCUUUAUCUACGCUAUCACUAGUGCAGGUGUAGUGUAUUCAAUUACAAAUGCAUGCAGUUCAGGAAGAUUAACUGAAUGUAGUUGCGACUCUAUGCAGCAUGGACAAACGACACCUGAAGGAUGGAAAUGGGGAGGUUGCAGUGAUAAUUUGCGUUUUGGAUUGCAAUUCUCUCGAAAAUUUGUUGAUGGUUCUGAACCCAAUCGUCCGGAUAAUUUCAAAACCACAAAACAAAAAAGAAUCUGGUCUAAUCGCCUCAAAAUGAAUUUGCAUAACAAUGAAGUAGGCCGACAGAUUGUAAUGUCGUUAAUGAAAAUGCAUUGUCGUUGUCAUGGUGUAUCUGGAUCAUGUGAACUAAAAACCUGUUGGAAAUUUAUGCCAUCGUUCAAUGAGAUUGGUAAUGAACUCAAACAGAAAUAUGGAAAGGCUAUUCUUAUAAAUCAUACUAUGAACGAUCUACAAAAGAAAAACAGUACUAUGCAUAAGAAGAGAGAGCCCAGAGCUUUAAAGAGACUAAAAAAACUAAUGUUAAUCGAAUCAAAAGAAUUGGUGCAUAUACAGAAGUCACCUAACUACUGUAAACAAGACUUUGAAAAUGGAGUAUUGGGUACAGAAGGCCGCAAGUGCAACAUUACAUCUACUGGGCCGGAUUCUUGUAAUAAACUGUGUUGUGGUCGUGGUUAUAUCACUAAGGUUGUGAAGGAAGAGGAACACUGCAAUUGCAAAUUUGUUUGGUGCUGUUACGUUAAAUGCGAUAUCUGCUAUAAAAACAUUGAACAAAAAUCUUGUAAAUAAAUACAUGAAAUUGAACGUGUA
Molecule: messenger RNA, 1717 nt
Organism: Rhopalosiphum maidis (corn leaf aphid)
Lineage: Eukaryota; Metazoa; Arthropoda; Insecta; Hemiptera; Aphididae
Product: protein Wnt-16-like
Exons: 8
Coding region: 521-1696 (391 amino acids)
Biological process (GO): cell fate commitment; neuron differentiation; multicellular organism development
Cellular component (GO): extracellular region
Molecular function (GO): frizzled binding; cytokine activity
Source: RefSeq, a predicted model, not a curated record